Messenger RNA from Eimeria maxima, 1092 nucleotides. RefSeq lists its product as hypothetical. The coding region runs from base 1 to 1092 and encodes 363 amino acids. Lineage: Eukaryota; Apicomplexa; Conoidasida; Eucoccidiorida; Eimeriidae. The transcript has 2 exons. The record is from RefSeq and is a predicted model, not a curated record.
AUGUGUAAACCUACUUAUGACCCUUAUGAAACUCUUGGUGUUUCUUCUUCUGCUUCCUUAAAGAAUAUACAAAAAGCAUACAGACGUAAGGCUCGUGUCUGUCAUCCUGACGUUCUUCGUGCAACUUGUGACGAUCCUUCGGCUGGUGGUUUACGUACUAAGCCUGAAGAAAAAGCAGCAGGAGAAGCAGCAGGAGCAGAAGCAGGAAAAGCAGCAGGAAAAGAAACAGGAGCAAAAGCAGGAAAAGAAUCAGGAGCAAAAGCAGGAAAAGAAUCAGGAGGAGCAGCAGGAAAAGAAUCCGGAGCAGGAGCAGGAAAAGAAUCCGGAGCAGGAGCAGGAAAAGCAGCAGGAAAAGAAUCAGGAGCAGGAGCAGCAGGAGCAGCAGGAGCAGGAGGAGGAGAGAAGGGUAAUGAGGAGGAGCCCUUUAUAAUAAUAAAUGCUGCUUAUGAAUUAUUAAGCAAAGAAGAAGAAAGAAAACAAUUUGAUCUAAAAGGAGAAGGAGAUGGAGGAAGAUUCGUAAAAAGAGGAUUUAUAUCUCCUUUUUCUUCUUUUUCUUCUUCUUUUUCCUCUUAUAAUAAAAAAAAUAAGGAAACAACUCUAUUAGAUAUUCUUUCCCUAUUUACUGAUGGUGGUGUCUUCUCUUCUCCCUUCUCUAAUAGAGGAGAAGAAGAAGAAGAAGAAGGAGAAGAAGGAGAAGAAGGAGAAGGAGAAGAAGGAGGAGGAGGAGGAGGAAGAAGAAGAAGAAAAGGAUAUUAUUAUAGGAGUAAUAUAGAUCCAUUUAAUGACGAAGAAGAAGAAGGAGAAGAAGAAGAAGGAGGAGAAGAAGAAGGAGGAGAAGAAGAAGAAGAAGAUGAUGAAUUUAAUUCAUCAUUUAAUUUUUUUCCUUCUUUUAAUAUUUAUGAUGAAGAUAAAGUCUAUACAAGAAGAACAGAAGAAAUAAAUAUACAAGAAGAAGAGGAAAGAGGAGAAGAAAGAGGAGAAGGAGGAAGAGGAGAGGAAGGAGAAGAAGAGGAGGAGGAGGAGGAAGAAGAAGAAGAAGUAGAUCCUUUUUCUUUUGAUUUAAAUUCUCUAGAUCUAGACGAUUUGUUCUAA